GAGCCUACAAUACAAUUCGAAGAUCCCGUUUACAUUCAAACACAACAGUAUCUUCCAUAAGAUUGGAUUCUUGUUACCAACUGUUCUGAUACCUGGCAUUUACGGACUACUCUCUUCUCAUCAGCAUUCCGCCGGCAAGUGACACAACUUCAGAAGAUACCUAUCUGAUUUGAUCUUCCCUCAAGUAAUCGCGCCAAUAGACCCGCCUCGAAGCAUUCAACAUCUUCCUGCCGGCAUCUAUUCCGGCCACCACAAGAUGUGCAAAACAAUAGUUACCAGAGGACCGUGCUGGUGCAACGGUAACAAUGGCAAGAUUGUCAACGUUCGCGAAAAGUUGGAUGAGUGCGAGAACGUAAAGAGCGGAGGCUCACAUGACGAGUAUUGGCAACCUUAUAUGAACAUGGAUAUUGUUGGAGGAGGCGAAUGCGAUGAGUGCCGCGGUUUAGCGUUCGAGGCCGAGAGAUUAGAAAUAGAAGCGCGAGAAGCACAGAAAUUGGAGGCGGAAAUAGUAGAGGCACAGAGACUGGCAGAAGAGCGUGUAGCCCAAGAAGCAGCGCAAGGAAGUUAUCAAGAAGGUUAUCAAGGAGGCUAUCAAGGAGGCUAUCAAGGACGUUAUCAAGGAGGUUAUCAAGGAGGUUAUCAAGGAGGUUAUCAAGGAGGCUAUCAAGGACGUUAUUCAGGAGGAUACCAAGGAGGCUAUCAAGGAAGCAAUCAGAGAAGCUACCAAGAAGCCCAUCGAGAAGGUCAUUCAAGAGGCCAUCGAGGACACAAUCGCUGAUUAGUAUGCAGUAUUAGAGAAGCUACAACAGGAUGAGGCUGGAGCGGUGGUGAGCUCCAUUAACGUCUCGUUUUUUGCCGUCGCGCUGGAGUUAUGCGUCGGACUUUCUUAGAGGAUAUAGACAUUUCAUCCUUCGCCUGCUUAAUCUGGAGCGUCGAGUAGAUAAAUGCAA
This is a messenger RNA of Botrytis cinerea B05.10, 950 nucleotides long. RefSeq lists its product as hypothetical. The record is from RefSeq and is a predicted model, not a curated record. Bases 257 to 778 code for a protein of 173 amino acids. The transcript has 2 exons. Lineage: Eukaryota; Fungi; Ascomycota; Leotiomycetes; Helotiales; Sclerotiniaceae.